Molecule: messenger RNA, 2427 nt
Organism: Trichoplax adhaerens
Lineage: Eukaryota; Metazoa; Placozoa; Uniplacotomia; Trichoplacea; Trichoplacidae
Exons: 19
Coding region: 1-2427 (808 amino acids)
Biological process (GO): adenylate cyclase-activating G protein-coupled receptor signaling pathway; cell surface receptor signaling pathway
Cellular component (GO): membrane
Molecular function (GO): G protein-coupled receptor activity
Source: RefSeq, a predicted model, not a curated record
AUGAUUUCUCUUCAAACAGCACCAACCAUUUGCCAAGAAGUAAUAGCUGGAGUAAGCUUUAGAUAUGUAGCUAUUAGGCCAUUAACUACCCCCAAAACCCUUACGAAAUCUUGUAGAUCUCUGCAAAAUUUUUCUUCAAAUUCAGCUGAAUACACCGGAUCUGUAUCAAUUCGAUGCAAACCAGGCUGCGUUUUCGUCCACAGCGAACUUGAUUUGUGCAAAUGCCAGUCUAUACCGAUUACCGCAGUCAAAACUGAUUUGGAGAAAUUAAGAAGUGGAGCGACUAAUGCCACUCAAAUUGCUGACCUACUCAACCAUUUAAGAACAUUAAACUCCAAAGUCAGGCUUUUCGGUCUUUUAAAACCAAAAAUAAAUGGUCCAAAAUUGUCUUACGAUGAUGCUAUUCAAGCAUUGAAAUAUGGACUACAAAGCCUAGCUGCAAGCGGGGCAGUCAAUCAAAAGUCAUCCGAUAAUAUAGCUAGCUGCAUCAUUGAGAUAGGAAAUGUGAUUCCAGCAACGAAUACCUGUAAUUCUUCGGAUGCGGCGACUGUAGCCAUGAUGGUUAAUGAUGCUACUAGUAAACUCGGAGGUAGAAAAGCUGUUUGUUGUCAAGAUGGAAGUAGUAAUACCAACAGCUGCCCACCCGGCUACGAAGCUUCGCCAUGUAAAUCAAUUCAAGAAGACAGCGUUAUCUGGCCAAGUACACCAAGCGGUGGAGUCGCUAAAUUAUCCAAAUGUAAGACCACCUUUUCACCUCAUCCAGUGGUAGGCAAUUUAACAAGGACAUGUAAGAAAGAUAGCGAUGGGAUAUUUUCAAAUUGGGAAAAUGUCGAUCGAUGUGCUUGCCAAUCUAUUCAUAUUAACUCAAUUCAAGAAAGGUUGAGCCGAAAAUUUGCCAAAAAUUAUACGUUGGCUUAUCUAAAUCAAUUGGCCUCAUUUUUGUACGAGAAAUGGGAUGUAGUACCUAACAGACCGCGCCCAAUUUCAGUUCUAGGCCAAAUAUUCAAUAUACAGAAGCGAAGGCAACUUUCAGAUGCAACCUAUGCAGCCUAUAUGAAUGUAACUGCGUGUCUACUAAAUACUGCUAAUGCUUUAAUCAUAAAUACCUUGAAUGGAAAUUCUGAAUGCCGAAUCGAUGAAGUGCAAAGGCGCCAUUUGCGCAUUUUAUUCUACCAGUUAGCAAGCAAUUUGAAAAGCCCAAGCUUUGUUAACCAAAGAUUAGGCAGUCAAGAAGAAUUCACCAACGUCAACUAUGAUACAUCCUCUGUCUAUAACGAAAUAAUCCAAAAUAUAAAUUAUAACUGCGUUGUAGUCGGCGCAGUUGUUCCACCAGCCUUCCUCAAUGAUACGAUUUUAUAUAAUGUUUUAGGUAUUGAUGUUAUCGGUAUUGGCUCAAAUACUGUAGCACCAACCGAAAAUAUCACAUAUAUCGGCAAUAAUACCAAUAUUACCAAUACCAGCUUUCCUCCUAGUCAACCAAUUGAUGUUCACGCUCCAAUUUUGUCCAUCAUCACUAUCGUAGGAUUAUCCUUUUCCACUGUAUGCUUGGUGUUGUUGGUGGCAUGUCUGAUCUUCUUAAGAUUGCCUAGAACAAGGAAAUGGUAUAUCCAUGGCAAUCUCAUUGCUGCAGUCAUCUCCUCCAAUGUAAUUUUCCUAUUUGGCGCCGAUAGGAGAUACGUUGCUAAUAAUGUUGCUUGCACAGCUAUUGCUGUAAUUCUACAUUACCUAUUCACUGCAGUUUUCACUUGGCAGCUAGCGGAAGGUGUUCAUUUAUAUCGUUUAUUGGUAACUAUAUUUAUCAAGAGUGGGCGUUUGUGGAUAGUUAUUUACACCGUUAUUGGAUGGAUUGUUCCUGCUGUUAUUGUUGGCAUAACUGCUGGUGUUGCACCACAUGCUUAUGGUGGUGUCGAUGCUUGCUUCCUAACAAGUAAUUUUAUCUGGUUCUUCUUGGGUCCAAUGGCAUUUGUUGUUACAAUCAACGUCGUCAUCUUUUGCAUACUCAUUUAUAUUAUCCAUAAAAAAUCUAACUUUACUAAUAAAGUUUCUAAUCAAGAGCUUAAUAAAAGACAAGUUCUAAAGAAUGAUCUUCGUCGAGCAUUUGCGCUAUUACCUUUACUUGGAAUUUGUUGGAUUUUUAUCUUCUUUGUUCAACUCAGACAUCCUAUUCCACGUUAUUUGUUUACAAUCUUACUAAGCUUCCAAGGUGUCUUUGUUUUCGUAUUUCACUGCAUAUUUGACCAACAGAUUAUGGAAGCGCUUCGAAACCGCAACUUCAGAUUCUGUGGUUCUUCGAAACGAUAUACCAGCAGUAAUUCAGCGAAAAAGAAUAUCAAUUCCCCUUCACUUGGCAGAUCCAGAGGAAUGGAAAGAAUCUUAACUCAUACAGUUAUUGAAUAUUAUACCAUCUACGAUAUGUUAAAUCUCUAA